AUGGGUUAUCUGAAACAAAUUGACAUUGAAAACUUCAAGUCAUGGCGAGGGAAGCAGGUUAUUGGCCCGUUUAUGCGAUUUAAUUGUGUAAUUGGCACAAAUGGUUCUGGCAAGUCCAAUGUGAUGGACGCCCUGAGCUUCGCCAUGGGGGAGCGGGCUGCCCUCCUCCGGGUAAAGCACCUUGGAGACCUGGUUCACGGAGCCCACAUCGGCCAGCCUGUGUCCAGCACGGCCCGGGUCUCCAUCCGGUACCGUGACGACCAGGAGCAGGAGACAGUCUUCCGUCGUAGCAUCACCGGAAACACCUCUGAGUAUCGCAUCAACGGCGUUCAAGUUAGUCUCGUCAAAUACUUGGAAGAGCUUAAGAAGAUUGGCGUUGUGACCAAAGCCCGAAACUGUCUGGUGCUUCAGGGGGCAGUGGAGUCCAUUGCUUUGAAGGACCCGAAGGAGAGGACGAAAAUGUUCGAGCUAAUCAGUCAGUCGGGAGAGUUUGCUGCAGAGUACGAUAAGAAGAAAGCGGCUCUGCUUAAGGCCAGAGAGAAUACACAGUUUCAGUUUAACAUGAAGAAGUCUGCCACCGUAGAGAGGAAGCAGGUGUCCCAGGAAAAAAUUGAGGCCCAGAAAUACCAGUCAAUGGUUGACGACCUUCACCAAAACCGCCUGCAGCUAAGCCUGGCUGAGCUCUACUACAAUGAGAGGGGUAUCAACACUCUCAGUGACAUCCAGAAGGAGAAACAGCUGGCUGCAGCUGCAAAGAACAAUAAAGUGGUGAGCUCGGAGCACAUGGUCAAAACUGACAAGAAGGAACAGGGACGUCUUACUAGAGAGCAGCAGCACACUGAGAAGGAAAUUCGUGCCCAAGAACAUAUCCUGUCUCAGGCUCGGUCUCAGUACAUCAAAGCCAAGGUUAACACCACCCAUCACAUGAAAAAGGCCGAGGAGGUCAGUUAUGCCCUGAAGAAGGGUCAGAGUGUGCUGGCCAUCAAAAAGCAGGACUUGGCAGAGGGUCGACGGGAGAUCGCUGAACUGGACAGGACCUGGAAGAACUACGAGGAGCAGGCCCAGCAGCAGGGAGCUUCCCACAGGAGGGACAUCGAGCUGGAAGAGGAUCAGUUAGAGCGAUACAAGGACCUGAAGAAGCUGGCUCAAAAGCAGGCAACUGUCCUCAGCCAGCAGGCAGAGAAACUGCAGUGGGAGGUGAAAGCGGACUGCGAAAAGAUGGCCUUUGACCAGUGCAGAAAGAAAGAAGUUGAGGUUGGCAUCAGGAGCAACCGCACUCAGCUGGAAGAUUUGACACGUAGAACAGAGAAGCUGGAGGAGUACACCAGGACCUGCAAGUCGUCCCUUGAGGAGUAUGGUCAGCAAGAGGUGCGUCUUAAUGCAGAGCUGCAGCAUGGACGCCAGCGCAGCCAGGAGGUGAACCAGGAGAUGGGGCAGGUGCUGGAGGAGCUGGGUAAUGCCCGUCUGUACACACAGGAAAGCCGGCGCCAGCUGCAGCGCAAAGAGAUGCGAGAGAAGCUACGCAGACUUUACCCUGAAUCUGUGUAUGGUCAGCUGUUGGACUUAUGCAGUCCAAUCCAUAAGAAGUACCAGCUGGCUGUCACCAAGGUGUUUGGCCGUUACAUGAAUGCUAUUGUGGUGACCACGGAGAAAGUGGCGCGUGACUGCAUCUCUUUUAUUAAGGAGGAGCAUUAUGAACCUGAAACCUUUCUGCCCAUCGACUACUUGGAUGUGACUCCUCUGAAUGAGAGACUGAGGGAGCUGCCUGGCGCCAAGAUGAUGGUGGAUGUUGUCCAGGUGAACGCUGCUGCAGGUGCCGCCCAGCUGAGAAAAGUAGUGCAGUUUGUCUGUGGCAAUACCUUGGUGUGUGAGACGAUCAAAGAAGCUCGGAGCAUGGCCUUUGACAGACAGGAGCGGAAUAAGACCGUAGCGCUGGACGGGACACUGUUUGCAAAGUCAGGCGUGAUCUCUGGAGGCUCCAGUGAUCUGCGGAGCAAAGCUCGCUGCUGGGACGAGAAAGACAUGACACAUCUGAGGGAACGUAAGGAGCAGCUUACAGCUGAGCUACGCACUCUGAUGAGGCUGAAGAGAAAGGAGUCAGACCUGAACCAGAUCAUUGCUCAGGCUCAUGGUGCUCAGACCCGCCUCAAAUACUCAAAAAAUGAGCUGGCAAACCUUCGCAAAAUAAAUAUCCUUCACUGCCAAGCGGAGAUUUCUCGUAUGGAGAGUGAAUUAGCAAACCUGGACUCUCAGAUCAAGAUGCAGCAGGAAAGUGUGGAGGCAAAGGAUGCAACGAUGAGAAGGAUCAGAGACCAGAUCGAUCAGAUCGAGGACCUGGUGUUUGCUGACUUCUGUGCUGAGAUCGGUGUGGACAGCAUCCGAGAGUAUGAGCAGGAAUACCUUAAACAGCAGGAAGAGCUUGACAAGAAAAGGCUGGAGUUUGAGUCACAGCGUGCUCGUCUGAGUGCUCAGCUGGAGUACGAACAAGACCAACUAAAGCAGCAGAUAGAGAAGCUUUGCAAAAUGGAGGCAACUAUCAACAAGGAGAAGAGGUCAAUGGCAGAGCAGAAGAAGGAUGAGGAGCAGCUGCUGCUGCUGGUGGAGGAAGCUCAGAACAAACUGCUGGAGGUGAACAACAGGCUGCUGUCUAAUAAGAACCAAGUGGCUGCUGCCAAAGCUGAGCUGGACCAGAAAACCCAAAGGCUUCAAGAGAUCAAACAAGAGUUGGUGAAGCUUCAGCGUGAGGUGAUGUCUGCAGAGUCGGCUUUAGAGCAGAAACGCUUGGCCAGACACAACCUACUGCUGGCCUGCAAGAUCCAGAGUCUGCCCAUCACUCUGCUGUCAGGGAGCCUGGAUGAAAUCAGUAGGGUGCAGCCGGACACAGAAUCAGAAAGCACUUCAGCUACCAUGGACAUCUACGAGAGAGAGGCACAACUCGUCAUCGAUUACUCUGAUCUGGAGGCUGAGCUCAGGAGUCUGCAGGGAGAGAAGGAGGUAGAGGCUUCACUAGAGAAGCUGAAGGAGUCAGUGUCCGCCAUAGAGUCAGAACUGCAUCGCACCACUGCCCCCAACCUGAAAGCUCUGGAAAAGAUGAUUGAGGUGAAGGACAAGUGUCAGGGAGUGACCGAAGCCUUUGAAGCCAGCACCAAAGUUACCAAAAAGUGCAACCAGGAGUUCGAGCAUGUCAAAACCCAGCGCCUCCACCUCUUCAACCAGUGCUUCGAGCAUGUGUCUGUCGUAAUUGAUCAGAUCUAUAAAAGAAUUUGCAGGAACAGCAGUGCUCAGGCCAUUUUGACUCCAGACAAUCCAGAGGAACCAUACCUUGGCGGCAUCAACUACAACUGUGUGGCGCCUGGAAAAUCCUUCAUGUCCAUGGACAAUCUGUCUGGUGGAGAAAAGUCUAUUGCUGCUCUGGCCCUGGUGUUUGCUAUUCACAGCUUCCGCCCUGCUCCUUUCCUUGUCUUGGAUGAAGUGGACGCAGCCUUGGACAACACUAACAUCAACAAGUUGACCAGUUUCAUCAGAAAGGAGUCCAGAAAGAACAUGCAGAUCAUUGUCAUCUCCCUGAAGGAGGAAUUCUUCUCCAAGGCAGAUGCUCUGCUGGGAGUCUACUCAGAUUUUGCUGAGUGCAUGUUCAGCCGCAUGCUGACCCUGAACCUGCAGCAGUACCCUCUGGUUGAAGAAAACAAUGGAAAACUUACCGACAAGGAGGAAAGAGUGGACCAAACACAGGAUUCCAGAGGCCUGGAGUCCUCCGCCUGA
This is a messenger RNA of Pleuronectes platessa (European plaice), 3762 nucleotides long. RefSeq names its product structural maintenance of chromosomes 1B (gene smc1b). Gene Ontology annotation, molecular function: DNA binding; ATP binding; ATP hydrolysis activity. The transcript has 25 exons. The record is from RefSeq and is a predicted model, not a curated record. Lineage: Eukaryota; Metazoa; Chordata; Actinopteri; Pleuronectiformes; Pleuronectidae. The coding region runs from base 1 to 3762 and encodes 1253 amino acids. Gene Ontology annotation, biological process: sister chromatid cohesion. Gene Ontology annotation, cellular component: cohesin complex; chromosome; nucleus.